Messenger RNA from Arvicola amphibius (Eurasian water vole), 1838 nucleotides. RefSeq names its product MFNG O-fucosylpeptide 3-beta-N-acetylglucosaminyltransferase (gene Mfng). Bases 209 to 1174 code for a protein of 321 amino acids. The record is from RefSeq and is a predicted model, not a curated record. Gene Ontology annotation, cellular component: Golgi membrane. Gene Ontology annotation, molecular function: O-fucosylpeptide 3-beta-N-acetylglucosaminyltransferase activity. The transcript has 8 exons. NCBI's taxonomy places the organism in Eukaryota, Metazoa, Chordata, Mammalia, Rodentia, Cricetidae. Gene Ontology annotation, biological process: pattern specification process; regulation of Notch signaling pathway.
UGGCGGGAUGGUGGCCUCCGCCGGCUGGCGGCUGGCGGGACAGUAGUGGCUCAGCUCUGGGUCUGAAGACCCAGCUUCCUCCUUUCCCAUCGGUACCCGCCCCUGAUGCCUGCCAGACUUUUGCUCAUACCAGGGCCCCCGCCUGACCAGCCUCCCACUCCAGACUGAUUGGGGAGUCGGAGGUUGAACUGUCUGGGGGCCGGUACCAAUGCACUGCCGGGCCUUUCGGGGCCUGGCAGGAGCCCUCUUUACCCUCCUGUGCGUGGGAUUCCUGUCUCUACGAUACCACUCAAGUUUGUCCCUGCGGAUGGCGCAGGACACACUCAGGCUGAACCAACAGAACCCAGGGUCCUUGGAACUGCAGCUUGGCGACAUCUUCAUCGCAGUCAAGACAACCAGGGCCUUCCACCGCUCUCGCCUGGACCUGCUACUUGACACGUGGGUCUCCAGGACCAGGCAACAGACAUUCGUCUUCACUGACAGCCCAGAUGAAAGCCUCCAAGAGAGACUGGGCUCCCACCUUGUGGUCACCAACUGCUCUGCAGAGCACAGCCACCCUGCUCUGUCCUGCAAGAUGGCUGCAGAAUUUGACGCCUUCUUGGCCAGCGGACUCAGGUGGUUCUGCCACGUGGACGACGACAACUACGUGAAUCCCAGGGCACUGCUACAGCUGUUGAAAACAUUCCCACGGGACUGUGAUGUCUACGUGGGAAAGCCCAGCCUGAACCGGCCCAUCCACGCCUCUGAGCUGCAAUCAAAAAACCGCACGAGGCUGGUACGGUUCUGGUUUGCCACAGGGGGUGCUGGCUUCUGCAUCAGCCGCCAACUGGCUUUGAAAAUGGUCCCAUGGGCCAGCGGCUCCCACUUCAUGGACACUUCGGCUCUCAUCCGCCUGCCUGACGACUGCACCGUGGGCUACAUCAUUGAGUGCAAGCUGGGAGCCCACCUGCAGCCCAGCCCCCUUUUCCACUCCCAUUUGGAGACCCUGCAGCUGCUGGGCACUGCCCAGCUUCUGGAGCAGGUCACCCUCAGCUACGGGGUCUUUGAGGGGAAACUGAAUGUCAUCAAGCUGCAGGGCCCCUUCUCCCAUGAAGAGGACCCUUCCAGGUUUCGCUCCCUCCAUUGUCUCCUUUAUCCCGACACACCCUGGUGUCCCCUGCUGGUGGCACUGUGAACUCUGAACUGCAGCAGGGGUGGAUGGAUGCUUCUGCUGGACCCCUCCCCCAUCUCCUAAGCGGUCUUGAGGGCUCCUGGUCCCUGGUAGGGCCUCUGGGUGACAGGAAAGGCCAGGACCUGGACAGUGGUUGGUGAUGAAGGUGUCUCAGGCCCAGGGACCUAGUCACUCCACAGAGGCUGUGGGGGCAAUGUUCGGGGUCCUUACUCUCCUGAGAGUGACAUGUGCCCUGGCUGGGAACUAGCCUCAGUCAUUCCUUGAGCACCAGCCAGGGCCAUUAGCACAAAACCAGGGUCUGUGCCCUGCAGCUGUGGGACUGGUCUCAGCUGCUCCUAGAUCUCCUUGCCUGGCCAAGGAACCUGGACUUUGGAAGCUCAGCAGGCUCAGAAGGACCGUGGUGGGUCCCUGUCAAUUGUGACUGACUUGGUUCAUUGCCCCAGCCUUCUUUGCUGUGAGGAGCUACCGUGUGACUCAGCAAGAACUGAGGAAAGCCAGCCGAGGUUUCUGGAAGGAGUUUCACAGCCCAAGAUCCUUUCUCCCUACUGUGAAUGUGGGUGUGAUGACUGGCUCUUGGGAAGCUACUUUGCCACCAUGAGGGAAAGGCCAAGACAAUCAUCUAAAGCUGUUCUUUCUGACAUCCAAUCUGUGAGAAAUCAAACCUUUA